UUACUUAUAUUAGCCGCUAUAAAAAUAUUUAGUUCCAAUUUUAAUGAAAUAUCACGUAGCGAGUAUAAGCACCAAUGUACAUUAUUAAAAUAAUUUUUGUAUUUGGUAUAUUUAUAAUACUGUAUUGCAGUGCAUUAAGAAUGUCUACAUCAGAAUAUUAUGAGUAUUAUAAUGACUUGCAAGAAAGAGUGAAAAAUAAACAAUUAGCACAAUUAAUGAAUGGACAGUUGAUGGAUAAUUUACCAAACAUUAAUUUAUUUGUGAAUAAUCAUCAUGACAGUAAUUUAACAAAAUGUACUUCUACAAAUGCAUUGUUUUUACGAGACGUACCGGACAAUUUAACAGAAGCUGAUAUUGAUACUAAUAACCAUUCAUAUGACAGCCAGUGUCAAAAAGUUUGUAAAUCAGGCUCAGCAAGAGCUUUGGUUAUCACUGAUAUAGAAAAGCAGGAGGUUUAUAUGAAUAAUACUAGGUUAAACCCAGGUAUUUGGUGUGUUGCUGAUAGACUUCAAUGUAAUUUAAGAACUACUUAUGCUGUAAUAACUGCUAGUGGGGAUAUUGUUUGUCGUUCAAAAUUUCCUGAAUUAUUUGGAGGUCCAACUGGUGAUAAAGUCAUCGCUUGUAAUAAUUAUCAAUAUUAUAAUCGUAACAAUAAAUUAAUUGACAAUAGGACAGGCCAACCAGUUGACCCAAAAACCGUGUCUCUAUAUGAUAAAAAUGAAUCAAUAUAUGAUCGGUUUACUUGUGUAUUUGGAACUGAUGAUUAUGGUAAUCAAUAUAUUGAACAUCCAUUGAAUAAAUUUCAUCCUUUUAGAAAUCCAUGUACUAUUAAAUUGACUGAUACUGGCUCUAAAGCACCAGAUAUGUUUAAUCGUGAAACUGCCGAAUGCGAUUGCUCUAAGUUGGGUUCUAUUGAGUUGAAAAAUGCACUGGCUGAUAACAAACGUUCUACUUGCACAGGAUGUAGGAAUGAAUUCCAAGCAGAUGUGAAAAUGUUACAAAUUGAAUCAGAGUGUUUUAAUAUUAAUGACCCAGCAGUUGAUGCGAGACACAAGUUGCCAUGUUCUCCAGACAAGUUUAACUUAAAUUCUGUGAGAUGUAAUCUUAUUAAAUUGGGUAUGCAACCUGUGGAAAAACUUGCCCAUAAUAAAUUGAUGAUUGAAUUUGAAGGACAAAUUAGAGUCGAUGCUUAGUAUAAAUAGAUCAAAACUUGCAAUAUUGUUUGAUAUUCAUUGAAAGUAAUUGAAUCAAUUUUACUUAGCACAAAAAUAUUUUUUCAAGUUGGUUUUAUGGAGAAAAAAAUUCUAAACUAAUUGUUAUUCUUCAUAAAAAAAUAAACUGUAGAGCUUUUUCACUCAAGCUGUCUCUACACUUUCCUACUGUUCUUUAAAAUCUUGAACUUGACUCAUAUUUACACUCAGGUCAUUGACCCAUCAGCUGUUCAUCAUUUCUAUUCAUUUGAGAUCAGCCCUAUUCAAGUGUCUAAGUGUUUAAAGAUUUGAUGGUAAUGAAAGCUGUUCUAUAAAAGAUAAAAACUCAAUAUCCAGCGAAAAUUAUUUUGUCACAUCAAACAUUUAUAAACUUU
This is a messenger RNA of Chelonus insularis, 1585 nucleotides long. RefSeq lists its product as uncharacterized. The record is from RefSeq and is marked provisional. The transcript has a single exon. The coding region runs from base 75 to 1193 and encodes 372 amino acids. NCBI's taxonomy places the organism in Eukaryota, Metazoa, Arthropoda, Insecta, Hymenoptera, Braconidae.